Penicillium lagena is the source of this 600-nucleotide messenger RNA. Its product is annotated as GNAT family N-acetyltransferase. Bases 1 to 600 code for a protein of 199 amino acids. The record is from RefSeq and is a predicted model, not a curated record. NCBI's taxonomy places the organism in Eukaryota, Fungi, Ascomycota, Eurotiomycetes, Eurotiales, Aspergillaceae. Gene Ontology annotation, molecular function: acyltransferase activity, transferring groups other than amino-acyl groups. The transcript has 2 exons.
AUGACAUCCCCCAAUCCCCUGAUACUACAGCCCAUGACGCUAGAGGACAACGCCGCCCUGACAGAGCUCUGGUUCGCGGCCUUCUCAGACCCCGAGAUGCGCCAAGUAUUCCCCGACACGCCCGGCGUGCGCAAAUGGCUAGAAGACGCCAAUGGCCACGACAUGCUCAACAAGCCAUUCCAGCGCUAUGUGAAAGUCGUGGACACCACGGCCACAGACGACCAGGGCCGACUGCGAAUAGCGGCCUACGCGAAGUGGGAUUUGGCGAUGCCUCACGAGCGCGGACGACGAUAUCCGCCUUGGCACGAGGAUAUGCCUGCGGAUGUGUGCGACAGGUUUUUUCUCAAGGAGGAGAAGAAUCGGAUGCGUGUGAUGGGUGAUCAGAAGCAUUUCUACCUGGACACCGUCGCUACGCACCCGGACUACCAACGGCGAGGGGCGGGCUCUAUGCUUGUCAAGUGGGGAUGUGAUCUGGCCGAUGCGGAGGGAGUUGGGGCAUAUGUGGAUGCCAGUAAGGAUGGUGCACCCUUGUAUGCCAAGUUUGGAUUUGUAGAUUACAGUAACCCGGGUGAAGAGAUUGCCUCGAUGGCUCGGCGAUAG